CUAUUGAAAUAUUUGAAGAAACUUUCCACCUUACCUAUUACAGUAGACAUUCUUGCGGAGACUGGGGUCGGGAAGACAGUGAAUAGCUUUCGAAAGCACGAGCAGGUUGGGGACUUCGCCAGGGGCCUGGUGGCCCAGUGGAAGAAGCUGGUGCCUGUCGAGCGAAACAAUGAGGCUGAGGAACAGGACUUCGAGAGGAGCAAUUCGAGAAAGCGCCCUCGGGAAGGUCUUCAGAGGGAGGAGGAGAUGGAAGGGGACUACCAGGAAAACUGGAAAGCUUCCGGCAGCCGGUCCUAUAGCCCUGAGCACAAGCAGAAGAAACACAAAAAGCUCCCAGAGCUGGAAAGACCUCACAAAGUGUCUCACAGUCACGAGAGGAGGGAGGAGAGAAAGAGGUGUCUCCGAGUGUCGCCUGCGUACUCUUCAGACCCCGAGUCUUCUGACUAUGGCCAUGUCCAGUCGCCGCUGUCCUCCGGCAGCCCUCACCAGAUGUACAUGGACCGUUACAGGCCCCCAGAGGAGGACCAUGAGCCCACUGCCCCACAUCACAAACCUGGGAAAGGCCAUAGUAAUGCCUUCCAGGACAGACUGGGGGUCAGCCAAGAGCGACACCUCGGUGAACCCCAGGGGAAAGGGACUGGGAACCCAAACAAGGAGCACAGGUCUUCCCACAAGGAGAAACGCUCCAGGGAAGCCAAGAGUGAGGAGAAGUCCUCUCUGGGCAGAGAAAAACCGCACAAGUCCGUCUCCAGAGAGGAGAACCGAAGGCCGCUCUCGGGGGACAGCACCAAGGAGAAGCUGCCCUCUAGUGCUGCCAAAAAAGAGAAGGAAAGAGAAGGCAGCAGCCUCAAAAAGAAGUGUUCACCCUCCGUGGAGGUUGCUUUAGACAACCACCUUAAGAAGUCAAAGCACAAGGACUCCGAGAAAACCAAGUCAGAGAAAAGCAGGCAAAAUGCAGAUGGCUUAGACCUGGGGAAAGGGGUAGGAGACCCGGCCAAAACACGAGAGAAGGUUUCUAACAACCUCAAGGCUCAAGAAGGGAAAGUAAAAACCUCUCAUUCAGAUCGGAAGUCACCUGGCUCACUCCCUAAAGUAGAGGAGACAGACAUGGACGAUGAAUUUGAGCAGCCCACCAUGUCGUUCGAGUCGUACCUCAGCUACGACCAGCCCCGCAAGAAAAAGAAGAAGGUUGUGAAAACUUCAGCCACAGCGCCUGGGGAGAAAGGACUUAAAAAAAGCAGUUCUAAAAGCACUAGUAAAAACUUGGACUCAGUUCAGAAAUUGCCCAAGGUGAAUGAAAACAAAUCUGAGAAGCCACAGCCAACUGGAGCCGAUUCCACCAGGCUGAGAAAGGUCCCCACCGAAGCGUUGCCAGUGUUGCCAGACCUCCCGUUAUCCACCAUCCAAGCCAAUUACCGCCCACUUCCUUCCCUUGAAUUCAUGCCUUCCUCCCAGCCAAAGCGAAAAGCAUUCUCUUCGCUCCAGGAAGAAGAAGCAGCUGGAUUCACUGGGCGCAGAAUGAACUCCAAGAUGCAAGUGUACUCCGGUUCCAAGUGUGCCUACCUCCCCAGAAUGAUGACUUUGCACCAGCAGUGCAUCCGCGUGCUCAAAAACAACAUCGAUUCCAUCUAUGAAGUGGGAGGAGUCCCGUACUCUGUUCUUGAACCCGUUCUGGAGAGGUGUACGCCUGAGCAGCUGUAUCGCAUAGAGGAAUACAAUCAUGUUUUAAUUGAAGAAACAGAUCAAUUAUGGAAAGUGCAUUGUCACCGAGACUUUAAGGAAGAAAGACCGGAAGAGUAUGAGUCAUGGCGGGAGAUGUACCUGCGGCUUCAGGAUGCCCGAGAGCAGCGGCUGCGAGUCUUAACAAAGAACAUCCGAUCUGCACAUGCCAAUAAGCCCAAAGGCCGGCAAGCAAAGAUGGCCUUUGUCAACUCUGUGGCCAAGCCACCUCGUGACGUCCGGCGGAGGCAGGAGAAGUUCGGAACAGGAGGAGUAGCUGUCCAUGAGAAAGUCAAGAUUAAGCCAGCCCCGUACACCACAGGAAGCAGCCAUGUUCCUGCCAGCAGCAACAGCUUUAACUCCAGCCUGGAGGAGCCGGCCUACGAUGGCCCCAGUACCAGCAGUGCCCACUUGGCACCGGUGGUCAGCAGUACUGUUUGCUAUGAUCCUAGGAAACCGGCUGUGAAGAAAAUUGCCCCGAUGAUGGCCAAGACAAUUAAAGCCUUCAAGAAUAGAUUCUCCAGGCGGUAAACGGAGGACUUGACCUGGAGAUGGAAUUUGGGAGACAGGAAUACAGGGACAGUGGGGCUGGGGAGUGAGCCUUCCGGAGGAGCCCGGAAUCUUUCGCUUUGUGCAAGCUUUUGGCCUCUGAGUCCUGCAUAUUUGCAGGCGUUGGCCCCGUGUGCCACAGCCCCGCACCCUGCCUGGAGCACACUUCAGAAUUCUGAAGACGAUGUGAAACCUCAGUCUCACUGAGGAUUUUAAGGUCAAUUAUACUUUUGUUGCUAAUUAGAACCUUUGUAAACUAUAAGACAUAGUUUUAAUUAAUAAAUAUUGCCCCCAGAUUGUAUUUAUAUUCCCCGCCCCCAGGGUUUUGCGGGGGGCUUGUUGUUUCGUCCUUUACCACACAUUUAGCCUUUUCUUUUCAGGGUCCUUUAUUAAAGUUAGAUGGAAGCCAGUCCCCAUCCCAGGCUGCUCUCCAGAGCGCACUCCGGUCCAGAGGGAGGACCAGGCAGCCCUGCAGCUUGCUGCACAUAGGGCCACAGCUGAGUGUCAGGCCUGUGCUCGGGGAGCCUGGCCUGGAGACAGCAGUGUUUGGGGCUUCUUGCCCUGAGCCCCUCGGUGUUGCUCCAGGUUCUGUACAGGCGCCCCUUUCUGCCCACUUGGUUGUAUUUAUUAAGGGAGGCUCUUCAUAAAGCCUGGAGUCCUCCCCCCAUCUUCUUUGUAAGUCCUGGUUUAUUUUAAAUAAGGCUCACUAGAGGACACAGAACCUUGAGAGAUUAAUUUGCACAGAAUCAGCAAUUUUAUAAUUUUGUUUCUGAUUCAAAUUUUAGGUGAUCUUCCCUCCAUUCCCUGUACCCCAGCACAGGAGACAAAACAAAACAAAACCACAGACAUGGCAGGGUUUUUCAUAAAUCCUUGAACAUGGCUUUGGACUUCUAAAAGCCAGCACUUUAAUCUUGCUCCCUGUGAAUUGCCAUUAGACGUGAGUGGUUUUUAAGGUUGCGGUGCUCUGUUGGAAAUUGCUUUUGUUUUUGCCUGUUCUUUGAAAGGUAAGAUCAUGUGACUAGAAGAGCACAACAGUUUGCUGUGUCUGGCAGAGAACUCUGCAGCUCGAGCCCCCCAUCUUUAGUGCUUAAGCCAGGACUGGAGGAAAGAGCCGCAUAGGAAACUGUCCUGAGCUACCUCGUUGGGUUGGGGGAGCCGCAGGGGCAUCCUUUGGGUUUGGGAGGGAGGCCCUUGCUUUCCACUUGACGUAGAGGCAAGAUCAGAAGUAGGAGGAGUGUCCACUCCUUCCUGGCUAUCAAAGAACAUGGACCUAGUAGGAACCACCUGGUGGUGACCCAAGGGGACACAUGCUAGGAGUAUGAGAUGUGCAACUUUAGAAACCUAUAGACAGACUCGAGGGCAUAGAUGGCUGGCACGGUAGCGUGCUGAGCUUGGCUAGCAGUGCCCUCCACAAGCUCUCUCAAGGCCUAAAAUUUGGAGCUCACCAUUUUCACCAUCCCGAGACCUUGGCUAGGCUGACCUUGCAGAUCCCGGGGCACCGCAGGCUCCGCGCUCCUCAGUGUGUGCUGCUGUGCGGGGUGCCUGCUGCAGUGGGACAAGUACUGCUGGGUUUUAAUGUGCUGUAGUUUUGAAGUGGGUCAUGCACUCUUUCUCUUGGUGUGGUUUGUUUUACCCCAUCCCGUAGCCCAGUCCCCGGGUCUAAUAUUAGAAAACCUCUUCCCUGAAACUAAAUGAACAUUUGGACCAGGUGCCAGGCACCUGCUGCCUGGAAUAGCUUCCUCUAGGUGUCUGUCACCUUGAACUUGUCUCCCAGCUAUGUCUCCUGUUCUUUGCCACUGAAGCAGUUUUUCCUGUGUCAGCUUCAGUUGUGUAUGAUUUAAAUCCCUUUACUAUCCCUUUAAGUGGGAAAGGAGGAAAGGACACAGAUUUGUCCAUGUCAGCAACAGUAUCCACUUCUGACACACAAAGAUUCCUGAUGAACGCUGUUAGCAGAGAGCCAGCUCUUCCUGUCUCUUCUGGGUGUCUGCGUCAGGGAUGCGGCCUGGUGAGAAGAUCGGGGCUGAGCACCGAGCCGCGGGCAGCACCUCACCGGCGCAGCGGAGUGGCCGCAGAGCGGCGCAGACGGCGUGGAGCCUUUGGUCUCCUUGGUGAAGCCUUGUGCAAUCUUUUCUGUACUACACUACACACGAAUCACCAAAUUACAGACGAGCCCUUUGUGAUCCUCGGCGUGAUGAGCCGGUUCUUUGGGGCUUUUCUUUCUUUCUUGGAGGCGGGAGGGGAAGGAGCAAGGUGUUGUCCUGCUCUUCAUUUGUAUUUUGGUCCCAAAAUGUAAAUACAAUUUUCUAUGUUACUUUUUUGUGGUAACUACCAAGAUGAAUAUUUUAAUUAGAUAAGUUAUACAAAAACAAAAAUCCCAUGUCUAAAUAAAAAAAAAAAACAAAAACAA
Molecule: messenger RNA, 4675 nt
Organism: Chinchilla lanigera (long-tailed chinchilla)
Lineage: Eukaryota; Metazoa; Chordata; Mammalia; Rodentia; Chinchillidae
Gene: Eloa
Product: transcription elongation factor B (SIII), polypeptide 3 (110kDa, elongin A)
Biological process (GO): transcription elongation by RNA polymerase II
Cellular component (GO): nucleus; elongin complex
Molecular function (GO): protein binding
Source: RefSeq, a predicted model, not a curated record